Amoebophrya sp. A25 is the source of this 2698-nucleotide messenger RNA. The record is from the annotation of a GenBank genome assembly. NCBI's taxonomy places the organism in Eukaryota, Dinophyceae, Syndiniales, Amoebophryaceae.
GAAUUAUUCUGCGACAAAGCAGUAUCAGUAUCUAUAUACUUACGGUUAUCUACCUUCGAAAUUCGCGAAGUGGUGGCGGAAGACUCUGUUCGGUAUUCGGUGGAUGCUCGUGAGUCCGUCGAGUGACGCUGUAACUCGUGAAGAUGUAAAAAAAGGUAAGUGAGUAGAACUAGAAUGAUGAAGCUAGCAUCAACAAAAUGCUGAACAUAUCAUCGAGGAGGCUCGGCAUGAUCCUGCUUGGGUAUUGUCUUUUGCCGUUCUUUGUGCAUGCGACUACGACUACUUCAGGGAGCUCCUGUAGCGCUGACGCGGGCAGCGCGACGCAAUGUGCCAACUUGAUGCGAUCCUUCGAUUGCUACGAUGAUUUAGGUUCGCAAUGCAGGCGACUGAAUGGUCCGACACACCCUUCGUGUACUCAACUCGAAGGUGUGACACUACGAGACAGCCUGUGCUGCAAAAGCUGUGCGACAUGUGGCGACUUUCAUUGGCAAUGCGAAACACAGUAUGUCAAUUAUGGAACUACAAAUCACAUGCAGAUUACUUUUUAAGUACUCACGUGUCGUCUGUGCAUCAAGUAAGUAGAUGCCAAGAGAAGAUUGGUAGUAGAGUCAAGUCGAAAAUCAAUUCUUCAAAACCAGAACUUUUUCGCUUCAAUCCACCUUCAUAUUCCAUACUACGGCUGCAACGAGGAUUUGCGUGUGAUUUGCGCGGAUCUUCUAGGACCCACGGAAGGCAGUUGCACGCAAUUGCAGAAUCGCCUUGUGAAGCUGGACUGCUGCCGGAGUUGUCGCGACGUAGAGUCUGCGGAUGUGGCGACGUUAGUAGCAUGGGAGUGCAAUGCGCAUCGCGAACUACGAAGGACCAACUCUGCUGAGUACAACUCAUGAUGAUAGGUUUCUCAAAACUUGUGCAUUUUAAUUCUUAUCGUGCUGGUGCCCUCAUGAUUACAAUUAGCUCUACUCUUAAGGUAAUACAACUCCGUCAAGAACAAGAUGAACUUCUCCUUCUGGUGAAUAAUCAGCUACCAGUCCGGUGUGGCGGAGUUGCAAGCGACGGGAUGCGACAUGCAGUCGCUCUUGCGGCCCUUCGAUUACUGGCGUGUUUCCCCCGUCGUGUGUCGAAAAGCUAUGUGCAAAGCGUGGUUUGCACUUUACACACCAGCCUGUAGCUGCUUUUCCGACGAGCGCGACCUAGCCCGUGAAUUUCGAGAUGAUUACUGUGGCGCUCAGAUCUGGGGUUCUCAGUACUUGGAGAUCGACCUUGGCGGCAGUCAGCAAAGUUGCGGAACUUUCUCCUUCGUUGCCGGCAGAGUGAAGUACGAAAACACACUACUGAAUGGCCAAGAAACGACAACGAACGUCGGAGUCGUGCCUCCUGCAGGUGGAGGUACUAGGCCGCUAGCUAAUUUUGAUGCCCUUGUUUUCCUCCAUUUUUUUUGAAUUUUUCAUUAUGAGCGGUAUCAAGAAUAUACCCAGUUAUUCUUAUUGUGUCUCCACCUUUUUUCCUUAUGAGUUUUUAAUUUCGCUUCGUGAGGCUGAGCGAUCCAAUACCUAGUUGUACACUCACCAGGCACAAGUUACGGCGUUCCCAUCAGCACUGGUAGCGUUCUCAGCAAUGACAAUGCCGCUGGCGUAUUCGAAGCAAAGCAGCAGCUGGCGAGUCUUACGAGUGUCGGUUCCUACACGCGCUUAUUCUGGAUCACGGACGUCGAUACAUCUACGCAAACGUAUCGUCUAGUGAUUGGCAUCGGUACACGAAAAUUUCUCGAGGAAGUGGCUAUCCCCAAACUCGCACAGAUUCGGUGGACGUCAGUCGACUACUACAACCUUGAUCCCGUAAUGACGCUAGCACCAGUACCGGCAGGGAGUCUACUUCAGUUUAGCACGACUGCGUCUCCAAUUGUAGUUGUCACGACGACAACGACGACGACGACUUUGUUGGAUGUCGCAUCGGGAACGGGGUCGGCCUCCAAUUCAUCCAGCACCAAUAGCUCCGGCUCAUCUACUACCAUUUCCACUGGAAGUAAUGCAACAGCUUCUGCAACCACAGCUACAGGAGGGGAUUCCAGUAGUGGAACACUGACUCCAACCACCCCCGCCGUUCUACUGCAGACUCCUACGACUACGACUACGACAGCGCGACCGAUUGCCGAUUUCGGCGCUUUGCUUGCUGACAUAUUCGGUGCGUCGUCAGCAACGGGUUCAGAUGUCGGAGCAGAUCUGGCGACGGGUCGUGGAAGCGGUGGCACAUCAGGAGGAACAGCAGGCGGCACUACUUUUCAGGCAGGUGGGAUUCCCGUUCCGCUACCAGCUAAGCUGACAUGCACGAGUCCUGACGGCAACCCUGCGACAUUGGCCGACCCUGCUUUUUCCUCGCUGAGGUCAUUGAAGACGGCGGGUUCGUGCCAUGGAGAUUGCGGGGGUCAGUCGCAUUCUUCGUCUAUUCAGAAUCGUUUUGUUCAAAAGAAUUCAUUACCAGCUACUGCGAUUGAUAUAGUAGAAUUUUCUGACAUUGGGAUAGAAAAUUUCAGGAUUAUUUCCUCAGCGUCAGCAUCACCUCAUGGGCAGGACCGGGAACUUAAUGAACUUGACCUUGUUAGCCAAGCUGAGCGGGAAGCGCGACGCGCGCUUCAAGCUUUCGAAUCUGCAAAGGAUGGCGUAACGCAACACGACAUUGCUGCCAGGUCAAAAGAAACCGC